AUGGCUCCAUCAGUACAACCAUCUCGAACGGCGACCACUGUAUCAACUCCCAAUGAUGUAUACGAAGCGGUCGUAGUUGGAGCAGGACCCGCAGGCAUUACUGCCGUAGGCAAUCUUUUGGAUGCCCGAAUAGAUCGCAUUCUCUGGGUUGAUGGCGCCUUCGAUGGCGGCAGAGUGAACAAGUACUAUCGAGAAGUCCCUUCAAACACCAAAGUCAAGCUUUUUGUUGACUUUGCCACGGCCGUCUCUCCUUUCAGGAAGAUUGUUAGCAAUGUACCUUCGCGGGACCGAUGGGCGGAGCCAAGUGCGAGUGAUGGUGUACCAGUUGAUGGCAAGGAGGACAAACUUCAGGACAUGCGACUGCUGGACCAGGAGACGGGUUGCUUCCUUGCACACCCCGCCGACAUGUGUGUGAUGCUCACCCAGGGACUGAAGAAAACUCCCGGUGUUAUCACGCAGAGAGGGAGAGUCAGCGAAGCUGUCUUGGAUGAGCAAUCAUCACUCUGGACUAUCAAUGUCGCGACAGAGUCCAACACCCCACAGGACAUCACGACCGCCAAGACUAAGCGAAUACUUCUUUGCACAGGCUCUUCACCCACUGAUCCACCUCUCCCUUACGAGCCAGACAACCUCAAACACCUGCACCUCGAUACCGCGCUCUCUCCCACCAAGCUCGAAUCACUUCUCAGUCCAUUAGGCCCAACAACCAUCGCCGUCAUCGGCGCUUCCCACUCCGCCGUCCUUGUCCUGCGUAAUCUCUCCGACCUGGCGCUUUCAAGCAAGUCAAACCUCCACGUCAAAUGGUUCACGCGCCAUCCACUGCGGUACGCCGAAUACGAAGAUGGUUUCAUCGCCCGCGAUAAUACGGGUCUCAAGGGCGAAGCUGCCGUCUGGGCGAAAGAGAACCUGGAGCCGGAAAGUCUGUCUUCCAGCCCCGUCAGCAAGGUCCUGACAAAGAUUUCCUAUGAGAAAGGCCACGAAAAGGAGAUCUACGAAUCUCACCUGCCUGGUGUGGACUUUGUCGUCCAAGCGAUAGGGUAUAACCGCGACCCCUUGCCAACACUCAUAGUCUCCACGACCAACGGCACAACCAAAGAAAUUACCCCGUAUUUCGAUCAUGACAAGGGUAUCUUCAACUACGUCCGCGAGAGCGACUGUGGGACGAUUGGGGAUUUGGCGAGAUUACCCGGCGUCUAUGGAGCGGGCAUUGCGUUUCCUGAGCGAGUGGUGGAUCGAAAGUACGGACAUGAGGAGUUCAAUGUUGGGUUCUUCAAGUUCAUGAAGGCGGCGAAGAAGUGGGUGGAGGAGUGGAAGAAAGUGCCGUCAGUGGGCCAGUCAUAG
This is a messenger RNA of Zasmidium cellare ATCC 36951, 1341 nucleotides long. RefSeq lists its product as uncharacterized. The transcript has a single exon. The record is from RefSeq and is a predicted model, not a curated record. Gene Ontology annotation, molecular function: oxidoreductase activity. NCBI's taxonomy places the organism in Eukaryota, Fungi, Ascomycota, Dothideomycetes, Mycosphaerellales, Mycosphaerellaceae. The coding region runs from base 1 to 1341 and encodes 446 amino acids.